Ilyonectria robusta is the source of this 2352-nucleotide messenger RNA. RefSeq lists its product as uncharacterized. Gene Ontology annotation, biological process: protein ubiquitination; rescue of stalled cytosolic ribosome. Lineage: Eukaryota; Fungi; Ascomycota; Sordariomycetes; Hypocreales; Nectriaceae. The transcript has 2 exons. Gene Ontology annotation, molecular function: ribosome binding; ubiquitin protein ligase activity. The record is from RefSeq and is a predicted model, not a curated record. The coding region runs from base 1 to 2352 and encodes 783 amino acids.
AUGGCUCCAGACGGAGACACUGCCUCUGCGCCAGCUCCCGGCGACUCUCAGACCCAACCUCGCGGCGGCGAUGGCGCUCGAGGCCGUGGCCGUGGACGCGGCAAGGGGAACCAGAAAGGACGAGGAGGCACCCGCCGUGGACGAGGUGGAAAUAACAGCUCUGCCGAUGUUCCAGCCAACCCAGCUGCCCAGGAUGUCGCUGCCGCCGCCUCACGAGCACACGCUCUCGGAUCCGGGGCCACAGCCAAGGAACCUGCCGACGAGGAUGACGAUGCUGAGGUUUGCUUCAUCUGCGCAAACCCCGUCGCUCACCACUCGAUUGCACCUUGCAACCACACCACCUGCCACAUCUGUGGGCUUCGCAUGAGGGCCCUUUAUAAGACAAAGGACUGUGCUCACUGUCGUACCCCAGCAGACUACGUCAUCUUUACCGAUGACCCCGAGAAGCGUUUCGAGGACUACACGGACAAGGACUUUACCACGUCGGACAGCAACGUCGGAAUCAAAUACACCAACGAAGACAUCGUCGGCGACACGGUCCUCCUCCUACGCUACAACUGCCCCGACCCAUCUUGCGACUUUGCUGGCCUAGGCUGGCCCGAUCUGCACCGCCAUGUCAAGUCUGCCCACCGCAAGCGCAUGUGCGACCUCUGCACCCGCAACAAGAGGGUAUUUACCCACGAACACGAGCUCUUUGCCGACCGCGAGCUGGAGAAGCACAUGCGGCACGGCGAUGACAAGCCCGGCGCUGCCGACCAGACCGGCUUCAAGGGCCACCCGCUAUGUGGCUUCUGUGGUGAGCGCUUCUACGACGACGACAAGCUAUACGAGCACUGCAGGAUGAAGCAUGAAAGGUGCUUCAUCUGUGAUAGGAGAGAUUCUAGGAAGCCUCACUAUUACCUUGAUUACAACGCCCUCGAGGGCCACUUCAAGAAGGACCAUUAUCUGUGUUCCGACCGCGAGUGCCUCGAGAAGAAGUUUGUUGUCUUCGACACCGAACUUGACCUCCAGGCCCACCAACUGAGCGAGCACGGAGGCAAGUCGACGGGACGAGAUGCUCGAGUAGUGGACAUUUCCGGAUUCGACUUUAGGCAAACAUACCAACAGGAGCAGAGGAGAGGAGGUGGCCGUGAUGGAGAGGGUCGCGGCGGCAGAGAAGGACGAGGCAGAGGCCGUGGCCGUGAUCCAAACGCAGAAUCGGUACCAGUGAGCUCAGCUCAACCGCUACGCAGAGAUGAGCUGGCUUUCCAACGCCAAAUGGCCAUCCACUCGGCCCAGUCCGUGUCAAACCGCACCUUUGGCGGCCAACUGUCCGGUGCUCCUACAGCUUCACCACAGGCCCGAAGCGGGACCUCAACGCCGCGAGCAAGUCAAAAUAACCUCAACAAUCCAGUAGAGUCAGCCACCGUCGCCGACACAUCCAACAUUUCUCCCGAAGAGCGGGCCCGCCUGGUUCGCCAUGGCGCCGUUGUCGAACGGGCUUCAAACCUCCUCGGAAACGAUGCCCAUAAGAUGGCCACUUUCCGCUCCCACAUCACCUCAUAUCGACAAGGCGCCUUCACUGGGCCUCAGCUAGUCGAUGCAUUCUUUACCCUCUUCGCCGACACGUCAUCCAAUGCCCUGGGCACCUUGGUCCGCGAGGUUGCCGAGCUCUUUGAUGACAAGAACAAGGCCGAUGCGUUGCGCAAGGCGUGGCAGGACUGGCGCGCAAUCAAUGAGGAUUACCCAAGCUUACCGGGACUCAGCGGCAUGCACGGUGCCACCUCCAGUUCAAGCGGCUGGGCCAGUGCCUCGGCGGCCAGCCCGGCCUUGCCGAAUGCAGCGCCCUCUCAGAAGUAUUCCAACCGUGUGCUCAAGCUCAAGAACAGCACUCGAUUGGGUGGACCUGCUCCGGUCUCUUCGAAGGGGCCGUCUACCUGGAUCGCUACCCCGGCCCUCCAACCUCCGCGAGCGGCCGGCUUCCCAUCUCUCCCGUCCUCCAAACCUUCCAAAUCCUCUGCCGGUCCUUCCUCCUCCGGACCCUCCUCUUCCGGCCCAUCCUGGAACACCGGCUCAGCUGCUCAGGGCAACCAGUCAGCCCCUCUCAACAACCGACCGCGCAACGGCCGCGGCGGUGAGGACGCUUUUCCCGCGCUCCCCGCCGCCCCGAAGCCCCAGACGACCAUCUUCGGCUACGGCAGCGGCCGCCUCGUGCACCGCGACUACGGCCAACGCGAGAGCAACUUCCAAUGGGGAGGUAGCGAAUCUUCAACGCCCGCCGCCGAGGAGCCCACUCAGGAGACCGAGGAGGGUGCACCCAAGAAGAAGGGUGGCAAGGGAAAGAAGAAGCAGGUUUUGGUGCAAUGGGGAUAA